ACAAACAUAACUAAUUCAAUUACUAAUACACAAUAUUUUACGCUAAUCCUAAUACACCCUAUCAAACGAUACCCAAAAGAAACGGAAGGAGCCCUUUCAAUGUUUUCACCGUGGUCACUAGUACAUAAGAAAGAACCCACCCCCACAAACUGCUUUCCUAACAAUUAAUUAACAUGGACACCAUCAAUAUCUUUUUCUAUCUUUUCCUCUGUGUUUUAACCUUUCUUAUCCUCCGGGCUACGACGGCGAUUCAUCUUCGCCGCCGUAAAACCCGACUACCGCCAGGAACCCUUGGUCUACCCUUUGUCGGAGAGACCCUUCAGUUGAUUUGUGCCUACAAGACCGAAAACCCCGAACCCUUCAUCGAUGACAGGGUUUCUAAAUACGGCAACAUUUUCACCACCCAUGUCUUCGGUGAACCCACGGUUUUCUCAGCUGAUCCGGAGACGAACCGGUUCAUUUUGCAGAACGAAGGACGGCUUUUCGAAUCCAGCUAUCCCGCUUCCAUACAGAAUUUGCUAGGGAGGCAUUCUCUGUUGCUUAUGAGAGGAACUCUACACAAGAGAAUGCAUUCUUUGACAAUGAGUUUUGCUAAUUCUUCAAUCCUUAAGGACCAUCUGUUGGCCGACAUAGACAGGUUGGUAAGACUUAAUUUGGAUUCCUGGACCGCUCGUGUCUUACUCAUGGAGGAGGCCAAGAAGAUAACGUUUAAUCUAACAGUGAAGCAGCUGAUGAGUUUUGAUCCGUGCGAGUGGACAGAAAACCUGAUGAAAGAGUAUAUGCUUGUCAUUGAAGGCUUCUUCACUAUUCCUCUGCCUUUCUUCUCUUCCACCUACCGCAAGGCUAUUCAAGCGAGAAGGAAGGUAGCGGAGGCUUUGGGUUUAGUGGUGAGAGAGAGGAGGAAAGAAAGAGAAGGAGGAGAGCGGAAGAAUGAUAUGUUGGAGGCGUUGUUCGAAGGAGACGGGGUUGAAGGAGGGGGGUUUUCGGAUGAGGAAAUUGUGGAUUUUAUGCUCGCUUUGCUAGUGGCUGGCUAUGAAACAACAUCUACCAUCAUGACCCUGGCUGUCAAAUUCCUCACUGAGACACCCCAUGCUCUCUCCCACCUCAAGGAAGAGCAUGAGGAGAUCAGGUUAAGAAAAGGUGAAGUUAAGUCUUUACUGUGGGAAGACUACAAGUCUAUGCCCUUCACUCAAUGCGUUGUUAAUGAAACUCUGCGAAUCGCUAACAUAAUUAGUGGAGUGUUCAGGAGAGCCAUGACUGAUAUAAGUAUCAAAGGUUAUACCAUUCCAAAAGGUUGGAAGGUUUUUGCUUCUUUCCGAGCUGUUCAUUUAGACCAUGAACAUUUCAAAGAUGCACGUACAUUUGAUCCAUGGAGGUGGCAGAGUAAUACAGGAUUGAUAAGCUCAUCUAACGUAUUCACACCAUUUGGUGGCGGACCACGGCGCUGUCCUGGUUAUGAGCUUGCUAGAGUGGAACUCUCUGUUUUCCUUCAUCACUUGGUGACUCGUUUCAUUUGGGCUCCGGCUGAACCAGAUAAAUUAGUGUUCUUCCCAACAACAAGGAUGCAGAAGAGAUAUCCAAUGAUCGUCCAACAUCGAAGCUUGUUUGACCUGUGUAAAAAAUGAGGUCUCUGCGAUAGCAGAGAGGAGAAGUGAAGAGUAGAAGGGUUUCUGAGAUUGUAGGAUGCUGAGCAGGGUGGUACGAAUGAAUCUGUACGAAAGCUUAAUAAGACGAUGGUAGUUCGAGCAUAAGAAAUUAAAUUAUCCUGUAGUGAAUUGAGCAGAGGCGACAUUUUGCUGCUAUGAAUGAAAGGAGAAUCAGGAAGAUUUUAUUUAUUGUUUUUUUUUUUGUUUUGAGCAAGUGGAUUCUCACCCGGAACCAAUGUACCUCUUGCACGCUUCCUCAUCAAACCUAACUACAAGAAUAGUUAAUGGUUGACAGUUGUAAAUGAACACGUCUGUACAAAAGAAUCAGAAAUUUCAUUCAUAGGUUGCAAAUACAGUUAGGACUUGCAAUUCA
Messenger RNA from Capsicum annuum, 2019 nucleotides. RefSeq names its product cytochrome P450 90A1. Gene Ontology annotation, biological process: multicellular organism development; sterol metabolic process; brassinosteroid homeostasis. The record is from RefSeq and is a predicted model, not a curated record. NCBI's taxonomy places the organism in Eukaryota, Viridiplantae, Streptophyta, Magnoliopsida, Solanales, Solanaceae. The transcript is spliced from 8 exons. Gene Ontology annotation, molecular function: heme binding; monooxygenase activity; iron ion binding. Bases 174 to 1625 code for a protein of 483 amino acids.